AUGGAAAUCAGUCGCUUUAGCCAGAUUGAUAUGAUUUAUCUAAUUCUAUAUCUAUAUCUUCUUUGUUAUAUUUGUUGGGCCGCUCACGGACGCUUCGCUCAGAAGUUGCUCACCGACCUUUUCUCCAACUACACCAACGCCCUGCGGCCGGUGGAGGACACCGACCACAUCAUCAACGUCACGCUGCAGAUCACGCUCUCCCAGAUCAUCGACAUGGAUGAGCGGAACCAGAUCCUGACCACCUACCUGUGGAUCCGCCAGGUGUGGUUGGACGCCUACCUCACCUGGGACAAGGACGACUACGACGGGCUCGACACCAUCCGCAUUCCCAGCAGCUACGUAUGGAGACCAGAUAUUGUUCUGUACAACAGUGCGGACGAUGAAUUCUCCAGCUCCAUGGAAACCAACGUAGUUCUCCGUAGCGAUGGUCAGGUGAUGUGGGACCAGCCGGCCAUCACGAAAAGCUCCUGCUCCGUGGACGUGGCCUUCUUCCCCUUUGAUUUGCAGGAGUGUCACUUGACCUUCGGCUCCUGGACGUACAAUGGAAACCAGAUGGACUUGUCCAAUGCCCUGGACAGUGCUGACCUGUCCGACUUUGUCUCCAACGUUGAGUGGGAGGUUCUGGGGAUGCCAGCCAAGAAAAACGUCAUCCUGUACGGCUGCUGUUCGGAUCCGUACCCGGACAUCACCUUCACUCUCCACCUGAAGAGACGGGCGUCCUUCUACAUCUUCAACCUCCUCAUCCCCUGCAUGAUGAUCUCCUUUCUGGCUCCGCUGGGCUUCUACCUGCCCGCUGACUCGGGGGAGAAGGUUUCCCUGGGCGUCACGGUGCUGCUGGCCCUCACUGUGUUCCAGCUGCUGGUGGCUGAGAGCAUGCCGCCCUCCGAGAGCGUCCCACUGAUAGGAAAAUACUACAUAGCUACCAUGACGAUGGUGACGGCUUCCACAGCCCUCACCAUCUUCAUCAUGAACAUUCACCACUGUGGUCCCGAGGCGCGGCCCGUCCCGCGGUGGGCCGAACGCUUCAUCCUCAAUCACCUCGCACGCAUCUGCUUUGUCUCUGAGGUCGGAGAGAACUGUUUCGGUCGGACUUCAUCCAACAAACAACCUCUGUCUCAGGACCAGUCGGAGGCCCCAUCAGCCAAUGGGAAUAACAGAGGAGCAAACUGGGAUGUGAACGGACAGGCCUGGGGAGGGAGGGGGGGGGAGGGCGGGUCAGGGGAGUCUCUGAAGGUGAGGCAGGAUGUGACCAACCAGACGGCCUGGAAGGAGGAUCUGCUGGUGACCAUCGACCACUCGAAGGAGGAAGGAGCUGCUGGUGGUGGAGAAGAGCAAGGACAUGAGAAGAACCGUUUGUGUGGAGAAGAAGAUCUUGAUGAGGAACAGAAAGGAGGUGAAGUCCGGAAGAACAGGAGGGAGAUCUUAGUGAAGUGUGUCUGCCAGCACCAGGGACUGUGCAAGAACGUCGAGUACAUCGCCAACUCCUACCAGGACCAGCGAGCAGCACAGCUGCGCAUCGGGGAAUGGAGGAAGGUCGCCAAGGUCAUGGAUAGAUUCUUCAUGUGGCUGUUCUUCAUCAUGGUCUUCUUCAUGAGUAUCCUCAUCCUGGGAAAAGCCAUCUGA
Limanda limanda (common dab) is the source of this 1623-nucleotide messenger RNA. RefSeq names its product neuronal acetylcholine receptor subunit alpha-10-like. The coding region runs from base 1 to 1623 and encodes 540 amino acids. NCBI's taxonomy places the organism in Eukaryota, Metazoa, Chordata, Actinopteri, Pleuronectiformes, Pleuronectidae. Gene Ontology annotation, cellular component: neuron projection; synapse; postsynaptic membrane. The record is from RefSeq and is a predicted model, not a curated record. Gene Ontology annotation, biological process: chemical synaptic transmission; regulation of membrane potential; monoatomic ion transmembrane transport. The transcript has 7 exons. Gene Ontology annotation, molecular function: transmembrane signaling receptor activity; acetylcholine-gated monoatomic cation-selective channel activity.